This is a messenger RNA of Sycon ciliatum, 4117 nucleotides long. RefSeq lists its product as uncharacterized. Bases 569 to 3742 code for a protein of 1057 amino acids. Lineage: Eukaryota; Metazoa; Porifera; Calcarea; Leucosolenida; Sycettidae. The record is from RefSeq and is a predicted model, not a curated record. The transcript is spliced from 2 exons.
UGGCUUGCGCACAGGUUACUGUACGCGUUUGCUCAGCUUUGCACAUACCACCACUGAACGGGAUCAAAGCAAAAUCCACUCUUCAAGGAUAACCUGUUAUCUAUGAGGAGCUGCUGGAAAGGAAUUCCAUCGCUAUUGACCCUGUAAACGUGUGACUCGCUACUAACACAAGUCAGUGCGAGCUUUGGUGGAGGCAAGACUUUCGCGUCGAUAGCGUUGUGGGGCAAAGGCCAAUUGAGGGAGAGAAGACGACCUUCGUAGCCCGACCUAAGCUUGCGAUAGGCGCUGAUGUGAGUGAGCUAACACCUGUCGUGUUGCGAGUAGACAACGAUCCAGGCUGGGAUUUGGGAAGCGUUACUGCGAGCCGCCUUCUUCUGUGGAAGAAGCGAGUGGUCCUUGUCCCGAAGCAGCCCUGGUGUUUGUGCACCCUUCAGACUGAAUGAUUUCCGUGGAAGUAUCAGCGCGAACAAGCCUACACAGAACCAUGUGAAUAUCAACAUACCAUAGUCAUCCAUCUCAACGACGGAGAGAAAGUGAAGCCUUUGUACCGACCAGGCUGCAGGCAAUAAUGGCGUGUCGCUAUGACGUCAGACCACCGUCAUUCUCGGUGAUGCUGGUACUGGGUGCGAUCGUCGUGCUCAUGAUCUUCCCCGUGCACGGUCAGACGGUGAUAACACCCGCACCAACUGUUUCCCGUGCACCUCUGAUCAGCACUGCUCCCGUGGCAACCGUUACACGUCCACCCCUGGCCAACGGGGCACCCGCAGUAACUGUGGCGCGUCCACCGCCAGUCAACAGGGCGCCAACAGUAACAGCUUCACGCCGACCGCUGAUGAGUAGCGCACCCGUAGUACCCACUGCACGUCCACCCCCGAUCAACGCAGCACCACCACCGGGACCUGCAUCGAUGGGACGCACAACCAAGCCGCCCACACCAGGGGUACAGCGGCCACAGCCCGCCAGAAAGAAUCCGGACACUUGCGGGGAGUUCGCGCAGCCAACGCGCCUCACUCAGGCGUCCGUAGCUCUGCCGCGUCGCUUGUACGAUUGCAAAUCUCGACCCCUUGGCACUAUACCGUACGGGCAGUAUCGCAGACAGUGGCAUAGUCAAUCCUGGACGGUUAUCCUGCCAGUUAGUGAGGCCAAUCGGCCAGGAAUGAACAACCGCCUAGCCUGGACAGCGUCGAUCGCAUUCAGCGAACCUGUUCAGGUUGGUCGAGUGAACAAGGGUCGCUACGAAAACAAUCCCAGUGGGCUGUAUAGUGUCACGCACAACUUCAGUGGCCUGGCCUCGUUCUCCAUGUUCGGCGGAUUCCGUGCGCCGCUGCUUGACUUCAGCUACGAGUUCUUUGCCGACAAGCUGCUGGCAGUGCUGCACCCAGUGCCUAUGGUGCGAUCAGUGCGCGUGUCCUGCGAUGCCUGCGCCACCACGUUCAGGCUGGAGCCGGUCGGUGCUGGUGCCCGGGUCGGUGGCCCCGGCGCGGUGCCCGCUGUGGCGCCCGCGGGACGGCGCACCGACUCGGCACGGGGCCGAAACGCCCCUCAGUUCCGGAACAUGGCGCCCGGCGUGGUGUUCGAGCCUGCAGGCCGGGGAAACGAGCAGCAAAACCAAGGACCUGAUGCCGCUAUGAUCGCUGGAGUCAUUAUAGGUGCGCUGGUCUUGGCUGGCGUAGGACUCAUCGUUGUGUACGUAUGGUGGAAGAGACGAGUGCGAUCCAAUCAGAGGAAACACCAGGAGAGUAUGAUAUCGGACCGGCGCCAACAGCAGAUGAAACCGCAUCUGGUCACGACCGGUGUUGACGGUGGCGCAGGCACACACGCAAACACCAUGGAUCGCAAGCCGACGUUCCGCGAUGUCUCGCCGGCAAAGCCCGUCACGGAGUACGACUCGCACACCGUGCCCCUGACGUCUUCGGGCAAGUACGACCCCAUACCCCCACAGGCCGCCGCCGCGCCAAUGACAUCAUCAGGCAACUACGCUCCAAUAGGCUCACAUGCCACCGAGCCGAUGACAUCAUCGGGCCAGUACGACCCCACACCAACUGCAACCACACGACUAACAACCACGUCGUCGUCAAUGCCGCCGAAGGACUCAUAUAAUUCACUGCAGCUCACCGUAAGCAGUCGGCCUGCAACACAACCAAGUUUCAACUACGAGGCCGAGCUAUACCAGAAUCACAUGCCCGAUGAAGACCCAGACGAAGUAGAGAACGCUCUACAGCCGGGCCCUGGAGUCAUCGCCGAACUCUCCUCUGAGCUAUACAUGCGUCAGAAGUUCGCCAGGCAGCGCGAUGACGAAUCGUUCAUCGCACCGCGUCAAAGAACCUCAACAAUAUCCGCCGACAUGAAGCCACUCUCCAUCAAGAGCACAGGCAGGUCGACGAGAGACGCUAAACCAGAUAGGCCACCGAGAAACUCUGACAAUCUCAGCUCGUCGUCGCGGAUGUCUUCGCUGAAGAAGUUCGUUCAGCGCCUGCCACCAGAGGGUGUAGCAGCGCUGAAUCAGCUCCAGAGACCCAAGACGCCAGUCAGUGAGAAUCCAUUAGAUCGUGAUGGGUACAUCAUACCUGAUGUCAAGUCUCCCAGUGUGCACAAUGCCAGUAUGUCAAUAGGAGGACACAAUGGACUCACCAGCUCACCAAGCUCACCUCGACCAGCCUUACCUAGGAAACCAGACGGGGACCGUCCUCCUAGUCGCCUUGGAAACAACAGUAGAGAUGCGAUGGAUAUGGAGGACGAGGAAGUGUACGAGGCAGGUUUCGACCGGCCCGAUCUGCCGCCGAGAACUCUCGCUGUGCGCCCGCAGUCAUCAUCCAGGAGACGUCCCAGUCCGCCUCCGAUACCAUCGCCACAUCGCAAUCGGACCGACACGGAGUCUACGACGAUGUCACGAAGGGGAACGCUUCAGCCAGCGUCGCGCACACAGACCCAGAGCACAUUAGACAGCGGUUUUGACGAUAGCAAUAGUGCACUCACUCCGCGACAACAGAGGAAACGCAGUCGUUCCUCCGAUGUGAUGAGUACCGCAGACAGCCUCGACGAUUACCAGAAUCCAUUGGACGCACGGACUAGAGGCGACGGAGGCCCAAAUACCGAAGAGCAACAGCCAUACGAAAAUGUGAGCUUCCGGGGAGACUCGAGUGGCGAUAAUGCGAGCCGCCAUGACUAUGUCGAACCUCUGGACAAACUCUCCGUCAACGAGCCGAGCAGUUCUCUAGGCCAGAUUCGCAGUGAGCGAAUGAGUGGCAUCAUACUGAGUUUUGAUGACGACCCACAAGCGUACAGUGAGGUGGAGAUGGAUGAGCCUUCGCCCGACUCUCCUUCGCCUGCCCCACUACGACCUGCUUCAGCCCCUCUGCCUAGGGCCAAGCCGCCCAAACCGGCGAAGAGUAGCAAAGUUCUGAGGAAAGGAGGCGGAAAGAAACCCACCGCUCGCGUACAAUCCAGCAAACUGGAGGCUUCGAUGCCUGCAGACUCCCAGGCCGAUCAAAGUUUUGAUAUGGACAUCGUUUAUGACAACGUUAGCGAACUGGGAAGCGAGACCGAUUGUCCAGAUUACGAAAUGACAGGGAAGCCAGCGUCGCUUGCCAAUCAAAAGGACAUCGACGGUAUUUACACGUAUGCGGGGUUGCCCAGAACGCGGCUGGAUCACGUCCGACAGCAGAAGCAAAGGCCGCGAACUGCCGUGUCCGCCAUGACAUCACUCCGAAAAAAGAAACAUGUUGGCCCGGAAAGUCAGUAAGAUUUUGGAAAGUGCUGGUUUGUCUUUGUUCGAUUCUCUCUGGCCAUGUGUUGUUUACCAAAAUAAUUGCCGGCAUUGGACGUGAGUCAUACGCAGGCUCGAACACUAGGUUGAUUAGGCAGAGUUCAAUUCCUUUCACGGAUAUUAUUCUGCAUAAUUAUGUCUUGUGAACUUUAAACACAGCUUUGAACUCGACUCUCGCGAUCUCGAUCACUGGAUCUUAUGCAAUCACAACAGAUCACGUUCACACUCACACUUGUAGUAUGCAUUUCACACUACUUCGAAGUCUACACGUUGCAGGAGCAUCCAGACGAACUCAAACGUGCUCCGUUGUACAGUCUCUCUGAUCUUAUUCUUGUCUCCCCCCCCCCCCCC